CUCAAAAACCACUAUAAAUUAAUCAUUUUGGUGAAUAAAUGAUGAAAAAGACAAAACAAUAAAAGCACCUUAAAAACAUUGUCUUACAAUUGAUCACACACAAGUGUUGGAACUGAGACAAAAAUCUUCCCAAACACCAACCAUGGCACCCUUCAUUCAUCCUGAUCUUCAACCUCUUGUGGCCAAAAUGACUCUCUUUGACACCAUACUCUUCUAUAUGAUACAUUUUGUGGACAAGGUUGUGUUAUGGCAUAGGCUUCCAGUGUUGUUUGGGGCAAUAUACUUAGGAAUUAGGAGACGUUUACACAAUCGUUACAAUUUGUUGCAUGUUGGAGGAGUGAGUGGCCACAACUAUGAUAAAAAAGACUAUGCAUAUCGGACUCCCGCAGGUACAUGCAACCACCCUGACGAUCACUUGGUCGGUAGUCAGGGAACUAUCUUUGGCCGUAAUAUGCCUCCAACCACCUCAAAUUAUGGGCUGCUAGAGCCUCACCCUGCUGUGGUGGCCUCAAAGCUUCUAGCAAGAAAGAGUUUCAUAGACUCAGGGAAGCAAUUUAACAUGAUAGCUUGUUCAUGGAUACAGUUCAUGAUUCAUGAUUGGAUUGAUCAUUUGGAGGACACAGAACAGGUGGAAAUCAGUGCUCCUGAUGGUUAUUCAAGUGGCUGUCCUCUGAAGACUUUCAAGUUUUUCAAGACUAAGAAAUUCCAAACUGGCUCUUCAGAGAUGAAGUUUGGCUUCCAAAACACCAGGACUCCUUGGUGGGAUGGAAGUGUGAUAUAUGGGAACAAUGAGAAGGGGAUGGGAAGAGUGAGGACAUUCAAAGAGGGAAAGCUGAGAAUCUCAGAAGAUGGACUUCUUGAGCAUGAUGAGAAAGGUAUUCCUGUGUCCGGAGAUGUUCGAAAUACAUGGGCUGGUUAUUCACUUCUUCAAGCCUUGUUUGUCAAAGAGCACAAUGCAGUAUGUGACAUGCUCAAAGAGCACUAUCCUGAUUUUGAUGAUGAACAACUCUAUAGGUAUGCAAGAUUGGUGACAUCAGCAGUCAUUGCAAAAAUCCAUACAAUUGAUUGGACUGUGGAACUCUUAAAAACUGAUACUCUUCUGGCAGCUAUGAGGAUCAACUGGUAUGGAUUUCUGGGAAAGAAAUUUAAAGAUUUAUUUGGAAACAUUUUCGGACCUGAACUUAGUGGAUUAGUUGGUCUUAAGGAGCCAAGAGAUCAUGGAGUUCCCUAUUCACUUACUGAAGAAUUCGUCAGUGUUUACAGAAUGCAUGCACUGUUACCUGAGGAGAUGGUCCUUCGAAACAUCAAGCCUACAAAAGGAGAAGACAAAUGCCCUCCAAUACUUGAAAAGGUGCCAAUGGAAGCAUUGAUAGGAAAACAAGGAGGAAAAAGGCUUUCAAAAAUAGGAAUGGAACAAAUGUUGGUAUCCAUGGGUCAUCAAUCAUGUGGUGCAGUUGCUUUAUGGAACUUUCCAACAUGGCUAAGGAACCUCGUUGCACAUGAUAUUGAUGGAGAAGAUAGACCUGAUCCAGUUGACAUGGCUACUAUGGAAGUUUAUAGAGAUAGAGAAAGAGGCAUCGCGAGGUAUAAUGAAUUCAGAAGAAACAUGCUAAUGAUUCCAAUUAGCAAAUGGGAAGAUUUAACAGAUGAUGAAGAGGUUAUUGAAGGUCUCAAAGAGGUAUAUGGAGAUGAUGUUGAGAAGCUGGACUUAAUUGUGGGUCUCCAUGCAGAGAAGAAGAUAAAAGGGUUUGCUAUAAGUGAGACUGCUUUCUUUAUCUUUGUGAUCAUGGCUUCAAGGAGGCUAGAAGCGGACCGUUUUUUCACGACGAAUUUCAACUCCAAAACAUACACAGAUGAAGGGCUGGAAUGGGUAAACAACACAGAGACUUUGAAGGAUGUGAUUGACAGGCACUUCCCUGAAAUGACUGAAAAAUGGAUGACAAGCUCAAGUGCAUUCUCUGUGUGGGGUUCAAUGCCAUAUCCUAAGAAAUACUUGCCUCUAUAUUUGAGAUAAGCCAAAAAAAAAUUAUGCAUGAUUUAGAACCACUUGAACAACUAUAUAGUCACAGUUUUGAUCCUGUACUCAUAUAUGAAGCCUUUCAGAAUAAUUUCUUAGUCACUGCUCCUGUACUCAUAUAUGUCUUUCAACUUGAGCAUAGUCACUGCUCUGUAUUUGUAUUAGCAUUUUAAUAAUGUAAACUUUCAAUUUAGUCUCUUACUA
Trifolium pratense (red clover) is the source of this 2221-nucleotide messenger RNA. RefSeq names its product alpha-dioxygenase 2. Gene Ontology annotation, biological process: response to oxidative stress. NCBI's taxonomy places the organism in Eukaryota, Viridiplantae, Streptophyta, Magnoliopsida, Fabales, Fabaceae. The transcript is spliced from 10 exons. The record is from RefSeq and is a predicted model, not a curated record. Bases 143 to 2014 code for a protein of 623 amino acids. Gene Ontology annotation, molecular function: peroxidase activity; heme binding; oxidoreductase activity, acting on single donors with incorporation of molecular oxygen, incorporation of two atoms of oxygen.